Molecule: messenger RNA, 4602 nt
Organism: Gadus morhua (Atlantic cod)
Lineage: Eukaryota; Metazoa; Chordata; Actinopteri; Gadiformes; Gadidae
Product: transient receptor potential cation channel subfamily V member 1
Exons: 15
Coding region: 146-2410 (754 amino acids)
Biological process (GO): calcium ion import across plasma membrane
Cellular component (GO): plasma membrane
Molecular function (GO): protein binding; calcium channel activity
Source: RefSeq, a predicted model, not a curated record
ACUCCUCCCCUGUGCUCAUUCUUCUCCUGCAUGGCUUCGUUGUGUACUCACACACACACAGAGACCUUGCCCUGUCUCAGAGGUGUGCAGGGUCAAUCAAUAUUUCAAGGGAAGAAGACACUUUGAGCUUCAGAACCAACACACGAUGAGCAAGACCCCGAUAGACGAAGACAGGCCUGAACCUGGGUCAGACCAAACCUUGGGACUGGAAGAUGAAUCUGACAUUGGAUUUGAUUGGCUGCUCAUGAAAGACAGGCCGGUAGAAAGCCCCUCUCCCAUGGACACCAGCGUGGUGGCCGUCACCAUAGGAGAGGAGUUCAGCGUGGUGGACCAUGCGUUCAGUGGAAAGUUUACCCGGAGUAAGGUGUUUGAGGCUGCUUCCAGAGGAGACCCUGGCCCCCUAAGCGGCCUGCAGGAUUUCCUGCAGCUCCACCAUCUGAAGCUCACCAGCCCAGAGUACAUAGAUGAAGGCAAUGGUAAGACAGCCCUUCUGAAAGCCCUUCUGAACUUGAAUGAUGGAAAAAACGACACCAUUCAAGUCCUGCUCGACAUAUCGGAGAAAACAGAAGAUCUGAAAGAAUUUGUCAACGCAGCUUACAACGAUAAGCACUUCAAAGGCCAGACAGCCCUGCAUGUGGCCAUCGAGCGGCGGAGCUUCGAUCAGGUGAAGCUCCUGGUGGAGAAAGGAGCAGAUGUGCAGGCCAAAGCAAACGGAGCCUUCUUUCAGCUCAAUUCAAAACGGGGCUUUUAUUUUGGUGAGCUCCCCCUCUCAUUGGCCGCCUGCACCAACCAAUUAGAGGUGGUCUCCUUCCUCAUGGAGAACCAGUACAGGUGUGCUGACAGCCGGGACCACGACUCCCUGGGCAACACGGUGCUUCACGCCCUGGUGAUCAUCGCCGACAACACCGUAGAGAACACAGAGUUCAUCGUGCGGAUGUACGACGAGGUGCUCUUCCGGGACACCAGGCUGGCCCUGAAAGGAGAAGUCUCCCUGGAGGCCAUCGAGAACAAACAUGGCCUGACACCGCUGAAGCUGGCCGCCAAGAUGGGGAAGAUAGGGCUGUUCAGGUAUUUGGUGCAGCGGGAGUUCACAGACGAAGAGACCAAGGGGCUGUCCCGGAAGUUCACUGAUUGGAUCUACGGGCCCAUCCGCUCCUCGCUGUACGACAUGACCUCCAUCGACACCAGCGAGGAAAACUCAGUCCUGGAAAUCAUUGUCUUUGGGAAUGCCAUCAAGAACCGUCAGGAGAUGCUGCAGGUGGAGCCUCUACACAGCCUGCUGGAGGAGAAGUGGCAGAGGUUUGCCAGAAGGAUCUUCCUGGUCAACUUCCUGGUAUAUGUGGUGUACCUGGGCAUCUUCACCACUGUAGCCCUCUCCAGGAAGGAAGGGCAGCCUCCGUUCCCCGUGGAGAACACCCCUCUGGACUGCUUUCGCUGUAUCGGGGAGCUGGUCAGUGUCCUUGGGGCAGUCUACUUCUUCAUCAAAGGGAUAGUGGACUUCAAGAGGAAACCCCCCCGCAUCAAAUCCAUGUACAAUGAUGGAUUCAAUGAAAUAUCCUUCUUCCUGCAGGCCUCACUUCUCCUGGUGUGCACCGUCUUCUACGUGUUCGGGUGGAGGGCGUAUGUGGGCCCCUUGGUACUGUCUCUGGCCCUUGCCUGGAUCAACAUCCUCUACUACUCUCGGGGCUCCAAGAGCAUGGGCAUGUACAACGUCAUGAUACAACGGAUCAUAUUAAGCGACAUAAUUUGCUUUCUAUUUGUCUAUAUGGUCUUUCUCUAUGGAUUUUCUGCCGCGGUGGUGACACUCAUAGAGGAGGACCCCCUCGAUCAAGCGCUAAACCGUUCCCAGACAUUAGAGAGCCGAAAACCAACGUUCAACAACAUCCACUUCACGGCACUGGAGAUGUUCAAGUUCACCAUCGGCAUGGGAAACCUGGAGUUCACGGACCAGAUGGAGUACAUCGAGGUGUUCUACAUCCUGCUCAUCAGCUACAUCAUGCUCACCUACAUCCUGCUGCUCAACAUGCUCAUCGCCCUGAUGAGUGCCACCGUGGAGAGGGUGUCCCGGGAGAGCGAGAGCAUCUGGAGACUGCAGAGGUCUCUGACCAUCCUGGACCUGGAGAGAUCACUGCCCCUCUGCCUGAGGAACAGGCUGCAAUCCGGCAUGAUGAAGACCCUGUGUUUGCCCACCGGAAAUCGGACAUGCUUCAGGGUGGAGGAGGUAAACUGGAAAAAAUGGCGGUCGAAUCUGGGCAUCUUGAAGGAGGAAGAUCCAGAGCUGGAGGUGAAAUCGGAUAUCUUGUUGACCAGCCCCCAACAAAGACGGCGUAUAUGGAACAUGAGUCCACUCUUCUCCAUGGUUCGUGGCAGAAGAUCUGGAAAAUCUGAUCCCCAAGACAACGUCAUCUGACCUCCUCUACCGUCAACUGUGCAGAAGCUCCAAGAUCUUCUGAUCAGUUUCUCUCAAACUGGGCCCUGACAGUGAACCUGAGUAAAACCAAAACAAGGAUACUUGACAAAAGACCCAGCCUCCUCCAAAUACACAUUCCACAAGAGACUGUUAAUCUAAGGCAAACAAAAACCUAUACCUACCUUGGAUUAAUCAUGAACACCACAGGACCUUUUAAUAAGGCUGUGAAUGACCUGAGAGACAAGGCAAGGAGGGCCUUUAAUGCCAUUAAGAGAAACAUCAAACUAGUCACCCCAAUUAGGAUCUGGCUCAAAAUCUUUGACGCAGUUAUAGAACCCAAUGCACGCUUUGGCUGACACUCUACAUGCAGAAUUCUCCAAGUCUAUCCUACGAGUCCGAAGAGGAGGGGAACUUGGAAAAAUGGUGGACGAAUUUUGGCAUCUUGAAGGAGCGAGAACCAGAGCUGGAGGGGGAACCGGAUCCCUUGUUGAUCACUGCCCAACUAAAACAUAUGGAUUCACCAACACAUCUGUGCUUUGAGCAAUUGACGCAAGAAAUAACUUGUUGGCUGUGUUCUUCUUCCGGGGCUUUUUUGGAAUGUAAGCCCACCCUUCGCCAAGGUUCCUUCCAGAAGAUAUGGAAGAUCUAAGGACCAAUAUACCGUCAUCUGACCUCCUCAACCACCCACUGUCUGCUCCUGAAACACCUCAGAGGCUGUCCUUUAACUAACUCAUCAUCCUUAACUCAUAACCUGCCCUUCGCUUAGCUUCCUAACCUUUUACCCAACAUCUCACUGUCUGGCCCUGAACUUAAAGGCCGUGUUGCAGGGUUUAUUUUCCAACUAAUUUGUGCAAUUUGCUUGUUGGUAUUUAAGAUUUAUAUAUUGUAUUUAAUGUUGUUAGGUAUUACAAAACGGAAUGUUAUACGAAAAAGUAGGUACUAUUUUAGCGGUUUGCUAUUUAUUCUCAUUUCCCCCAGAAUGCAUUGCAUGACUUUACGUUGGGGAGACACGGACCAAAGCCGCAUUGAGACCCUUGAGAGUAGAGACUAGUAAAAGAGUGUUCAGCAGAUUAUACAGAUACACAUAGAUAAAUACUAUAGUUAGUAUAUGCUACACGUGAACCUCCUAAGAUGGCGCAAUUUGAUUGGUUCACAAUAUCGGGAUAUUGGGCAAUAUCCCAUGAUUGACAUCUCAAACUAGAUAUCGUUUUCAUCGCAAAAUGUCAGCUGAUAACAACAAAUAAACCUUUGUCUCGGGGGCUAUUCCCCGCUAUCCACUUCGCCUUCGGCAAAUAAUUGUUGACUAAUAGCCUAGAUAGAUAAAUAGCCUAGUCAAGUCUUUAUUAAUACCAUACUACUCGGGAAUUCAUUUAGGUGAUUCGGCUCACACAGUAUAGCCUACAAGACCACACAGAACAAGGGAGACAACAAGUCUGACUGGACACACACAAAAUAUAUCAUAUUAAAACUAGACCCAUGCGUUGAUAGAUAGACAGAUAGAAAGAUAAUUAACUAUGUUCUAUUAUUUGCCUUGCGGAGCCAGCCAAUCCUGUGCUCGUUUGCAAAUUAGCCAUGUGCGCCCAAGAAAGACGUAAUGUUGAGAAGUGAUACUAAAUACGGAUAGCAAGCCGAACCAGACUGUAUCAAUCACAUACUUUGGGUCCAUUCUAACUCAUGGUAAGACGCUAGUCUUUAAAUCUUUGCAGUGACUGAAUGUUGAUGAUAAAACUGAUUGUUUUGCAUAAGAUGAGUGUGUGCGACUGUGCGUGUGUCCUUUUCGGCUUCGGCAUACUGCAUGGUUAUGAAGGCCUUGUGGUUAGUUGUGGUCUUAGUGAAGCAGCCUAGCCUUGGAGUUGGACAAGUUGGAGUGAUUGUGUAGUAUGGGCGUGCGAGAGUGAGAGAGAGAGCACACCUGCCGUGGUGAUGUUUGGCUUGUUGUGGGCUGUCAGUCAGCAUCUGCCGGGUUGGACUGUGUGCUUUGUGUAUGUGUUCAAUGUACAUCUGUCUGGCCGUAUUUGCAGUAGAUUGAUGGUUAAAUAAUGUCACACCACGAUCGGUUAUACUUGCAGGCACUCAUUUGCAAGUGCACUGAUUGCUGUCCGAUAGGCUAGUUAGCCCAUAGCUAGCAUUAUGCCUUCUAUUUCUAGAUCUCCUGACUAGUAAAAAUAAAUAAAAGUGUUGUUUAUUGUGUG